AUGGAUGCAGAUGACCCCACGGCAUACUGUCUGACACUGCGGAUGUGGGUGAUUGGUGUCUCGUUUACGCUUUUGGGGUGUGGUCUCAAUACGCUGUACACGCUGCGUUUCCCCUCGAUAUCCCUCACACAGUCAGCCGUCCAGUUCCUGGCCUUUCCCAUCGGCAAGACAUGGGAGAAGAUUGUGCCGGACUGGACAUUCUCCAUUCUUGGCUGGAAGCUCAGGCUAAACCCUGGGCCGUUCAACCAGAAGGAAAACAUCCUCAUUUAUGUCAUGGCUAAUUUAAGCUUUCUGACUCGAUUGAGCGCCGAUGUCCUUACCGAGCAGCGUAUUUUCUUCGGAUAUCAGACUGGAUGGGGGUUUGAGAUGCUGAUCACGCUCGCUACAAUACUCUACGGUUUCUCGAUUGCAGGCAUCUGCAAAUCGAUUGUCGUGGACCCAUCCUCUAUGCUGUGGCCUGGUGUUUUCGCCAACACGGCUCUCAACCAUGCCCUUCACUCUUCCAAGGCCGAGUCUGAGUCAGUGCAUAAGUUUCGCAUGUCGAGAUACUCUUUCUUCCUGAUAGCUUUCUCGAUCUCGUUCUGCUGGUAUUGGUUCCCUGACUUCAUCUUCCCCGCGCUUGGCUACUUCACCUUUCUGUGUUGGGCUGCUCCAAAGAAUGCGGUAGUCAAUCAAGUCUUCGGUAUGCAGAGUGGACUGGGUCUUAUCCCGGUCACAUUUGACUGGUCACAGAUUGCAUACAUCGGGUCACCUUUGGUCGUACCUACUUGGGCCAUCGCGAACGUUCUUGCUGCUCUGGUCUUCUGGGUUUACAUUGUCUCGCCCGCUCUUUACUACGGCAAUGUCUGGAAUUCAGCAUACCUACCCAUUCAGAGCAACUCGGUGUACGACAACACCGGUAAGGCAUACAACGUCAGUAGAGUCAUCGAUAAACAGGAUGGCUACACACUUGAUGCUGUCAAGUAUGAGAGCUAUUCGACAAUCUACCUACCUGUCACGUAUGCGCUUAAUCAAUUCGGACUUGCCUUCGCGACCAUCAUGUCGCUCUUCAUCUGGCUGGCGUUGGAGAAGAGAGACCAGAUCUGGAGCGUCGUGAAGUCGAUCAAGAGCACUCGCCAUCCAAGUGCAGCAAAGCGCGCAACAGCCCAGCCCGCUUAUGCUGAAACCCCUAUUUGGUGGUAUUGGGUGACGGCUGCUCUGUCUCUAUUUCUUGCCAUAUUCUGUUGCGAGUUCUGGAAGGUGCAGCUUCCUUGGUAUGGUGUGCUUCUAGCCUUCGCUAUCGCAGCCAUAUUUUUUGUACCACUCGGCAUCAUCUACGGGACAACAAACCUCAGGAUCAAUAUAGAUGUCUUCUGCAGAAUCAUCGCAGGGUACAUCUGGGAAGGCAAAGUCCUUGCAAACAUCUGGUUCUUCAACCUCGGCUACAUAUCCGGUAUCAAGGCGCUACAGUUCUCUCAGGAUUUUAAGCUGGGUUUGUACUGUGGAAUACCUCCACGCCAGCUCUUCAUUGUCCAACUUGUAGCCAUCUGCAUAGCAACACUCGCUCAAGUCGGCGUUCUGAAUUGGGCGUUGACCAACAUUAGCGGCGUGUGCACCAGCGCCGCUGUCAACGGCUUCACGUGUCCCUUUUCACGCACGCACUUCAACACCAGCACCAUCUGGGGCGCCGUUGGUCCACGCCGAUUCUUUUCAGCAAACGCAACCUAUCACGACCUCUUGUACUUCUUCAUCCUUGGGCUCAUGCUUCCUGUCGUAGUAUACGCGCUGAAGCGGCGCUACCCAAGGAGCUUCUGGAGGCACGCACACGUCCCACUGCUGCUUGGAGGAUUGAACUACCUGCCUCCUGCUUCAGGGACCAACUACGGCAGCUGGGCUAUUGUUGGGCUUGUCUUUGGUGUCUACGUCAAGCGGAAGUAUGCGCUUUGGUGGAAGCGGUACACUUUCGUGCUUAGUGCGGCGCUGGACAGCUCUAUCGCUAUAGCGGCCGUCAUAAUAUUCUUUGCAGUAUUCUGGACAAAGGUUUCGGAGAACUUUAGCUGGUGGGGAACUACAGUCUAUAAGGACACUUGCGACUGGAAAUCCUGCCCUUUCAAGGUAUUGGUGAAGGGAGAGAAGUUCGGUCCUUAA
This is a messenger RNA of Didymella exigua CBS 183.55, 2127 nucleotides long. RefSeq names its product OPT superfamily oligopeptide transporter. Gene Ontology annotation, biological process: transmembrane transport. The coding region runs from base 1 to 2127 and encodes 708 amino acids. NCBI's taxonomy places the organism in Eukaryota, Fungi, Ascomycota, Dothideomycetes, Pleosporales, Didymellaceae. The record is from RefSeq and is a predicted model, not a curated record. The transcript is spliced from 8 exons. Gene Ontology annotation, molecular function: oligopeptide transmembrane transporter activity.